CAAGCUUCGGUCACCAAAACCAACGUCACCUUUUGGGGGGGAGCAACUGUCAACCAAUUCACACACCGAGCGCAACUGCGAAGCGAUUAACAAACAAGGCAGAAACAUAAAACCCUGUUUCUUGAUUGGCUAGCUCACAACUCAUAUACCAAACGUGAUCUAAGCCUACUCAGGUACUCUGGAGUUUAUCCACACGCGACAAGCUUCCUUGACAGCUCUCAGCUAGCCUCCUUGGUACCUAAGCUGAGAGACAGCUUGUAUACCUACCUAUACCUAUGCAACACACCACAGCCAGGAACAAGCAUCAGAUACCGCCAUAAUGCGUGAGCGUGUCACAUUUAUCCACAACGACUAUGCCCUUGAUCCUGAGGAGUUGGACAACCAAGAAGCUGGAUUACUUGGACCCCAGAUCGAGUCAAUUCGCCAGGAUAAGCUCACUAUCCCCUUCGAUGAGUUGCCUCGUGAGCUCACCGAUAUACUCCAAGAGUAUGAGGCUCUUCACAUUAGAUGGGCUAGCCCUGUCAAAUCCGAGACACUCGACCCUUUCACUUCACGUAUUUCACCAGGGCUUCAUGUCUAUGCGACUCCAGAAUCCCCAAACUCAUGUAACCCAACAAAACUGUGUGGCUGGCUCCAGAGGUUUGGGCCACUAGCCUGUUCAAAGCCAGAGGCUUUCACCGAGUUUAAGCAACCAGCUACCUCCACAACCCCAAACUUCUCGUUCUAUCAAGCACUAGAAGAUCUGCACUCCUUCAUAACUAUUAGCUUUCAGGAGUUCUGCCCUGAACUGGACACCGUUUGUAACGCACGACUACGAAGCUUGUUGACCGCGACUAGCUUGGACUUAUCCUUUGAUAAGUCUACAAAUGCUCUUGUUACUUCUGCACUGUGGCCUCUUCGGCCCCAGACGGUUGCAGUUCCUGCAUCAACUGAAAGAAGGGUCGAAGUUGGCAUUUUUGUCAACGACCGCUCGCAGCCAAACAUAAAGGAGAACGAGCUUGGUGUUGCUGGCGUUCUAUCCGUGCUUGGAGACCAGAAAAAGCCUUCGCCAACCAUAUUCACCUUCCCAGCCCGACACCGUCAAGACAAAUCUGUCUUUACAUCUAGAUUUCUCACACCCACAGGACUUCACCCAACUCUUCAACUCAGCUUCAGCUCUAACAAACUUCCAAGCGCCGAGGGCGAGUGUGCGCCAUACGCAUUCUUGACAUUGCCGAAGACCAUAUUUGCGGAUCGUUAUCAACUAGGAGACGAUUUGUUCCUGGCCUCCAAGAACCUGACAGCUUUGCGAUACACGACUCUACCUGUGGACUUGGAAGCACCAGCAUAUACCACUGAGACAUGGGGAUCCAGUAUUCUGCUUGAGCUCGUGCCUCCUGCGUCCGAAGAAGAGCAGCCGUGGAAUGUCGAAAUCCCUCUUCACCUGCGAUACCUCAAGCCUUCAAUGUCUGGUCAAGUGGAGACCGAGAUUCCCUAUCCUGCUGUCUUCUGGGCAUGCGCCUCAGGAGAGGAGACACUGGAGAACCCAUUUGACCGUCUCCAUAUUGGCUAUGACAAUCUUUUCCCCCGAGACACUGCCUUCUGGCACGUCACCCCUCAGCCAGAGGGUGGGAGCAGACUCACGAACCGUGUCACCGUACCUGUCCUUAAGCUCGAGGGCAUAGAUACGAUCAGAUCAGGCACAGCAAUUGCUGUUUCGCUAGGUUUCGCCUGGGUACUGUGGAAGUUGGUCAGCAUUAUGCUAAAGUCUGGAAAGCCAGUGCUCAAGAAGACCACUCAAAAGAAGCCUAAACAAACUAAUAAAGCUUGAGGUCAAUAAUUUUAGUUCAGCUUGUUUGACCAUUGGUAUGAGAAUGGUGGAAUUGAUGAAAUAGAAGAUGAAGAUGAGAAAUCAAUACGAAUUUAAAUACGAGGAUUAGUAUUUUUCUUCUCUACCAACCUAUCGGAUUUUCGCUUAUGAUCUGAAACCUGCCUAGAGGUAUUCUGUAUCGCCCAACGUCGACUAAACGUUGUACACGUGACGUCAGACACUCGAGAUAGUAGAACGCAACUCGGCC
Messenger RNA from Fusarium redolens, 2057 nucleotides. Its product is annotated as PIG-X. The transcript has 3 exons. Gene Ontology annotation, molecular function: mannosyltransferase activity. Lineage: Eukaryota; Fungi; Ascomycota; Sordariomycetes; Hypocreales; Nectriaceae. The record is from RefSeq and is a predicted model, not a curated record. Gene Ontology annotation, cellular component: glycosylphosphatidylinositol-mannosyltransferase I complex; endoplasmic reticulum membrane. Gene Ontology annotation, biological process: protein processing; GPI anchor biosynthetic process. Bases 320 to 1810 code for a protein of 496 amino acids.